This is a messenger RNA of Chlamydomonas reinhardtii, 3006 nucleotides long. RefSeq lists its product as uncharacterized. Lineage: Eukaryota; Viridiplantae; Chlorophyta; Chlorophyceae; Chlamydomonadales; Chlamydomonadaceae. The transcript has 12 exons. Gene Ontology annotation, cellular component: membrane. The record is from RefSeq and is a predicted model, not a curated record. Gene Ontology annotation, biological process: nucleoside diphosphate catabolic process. Bases 93 to 2978 code for a protein of 961 amino acids. Gene Ontology annotation, molecular function: nucleoside diphosphate phosphatase activity.
CUGAUAUUAUGUAUGCGGACUUUAGGCCCCAAUGCGCCCUCUAGUGGGCUGUCUGCGCGGAGGAGGAAGCAGUAGCAAACCAGACAGGCGCGAUGAACAAGCGCGUAGUAUACAUGGCUGCCGCGCUUGCUGUAUUACUGACCGUUAUCGCGCUGGUCUGGGGCGGAGCACGCACCAGCGCUCAGGGUCGACGCACCGGGCGUUCCGCCACCAGCACGACCCCGCCCCUCUACGCCGUCCUCAUCGACGCAGGCAGCUCCGGCUCCCGCGUGCAUGUCUACACCUACACCAUAAACCAGCACUCAACGGAGUCUAGGGUGCAGCACCGGCUGCGAACACACUCAGCUGCUGCUGCCGCCGCCACACGCCGGCAGCUGAACCGUGUCACCGGCGGCGGCAUUGGCGCAAGCGACACUCCACCCCCACCGACACAUGGUCAGAACAGGGACCUUGGCUCCGGGCCCGCUGCCCAGAGCUCUCGACAUGCGCACACCACCGUCCGUGGCACUAGCACCAGCAACGACGCCGGCGCCGCUGCCGCCGCCGCCGGCCCCCGCAGCAGCAGCGGCAGCUCUCGCGGCGUGCCGCUGCUGCAGCGCUACCCGGACGUGUCGCUGCCGGGCCGGGUGCACCGCAUCCAGCCGGGCCUGUCGGCCCUGGCGCCGGCGGGCGAGGGCGCGGCAGACUACCUGGAGCCGCUGUUGCAGUUCGCGCGGCAGCAGGUGCCGGCGGAGCUACACGCCGUGACGCCCGUACAGCUGCUGGCCACAGCGGGGUUGCGGCUGCUGCCGGAGGAGCAGCAGCAACUGGUGCUGGCGGCGGCGGCGGCGGUGCUGGCGGGCAGCGGCUUCCUGUUCGUGCACCCGGGCCAGGCGCAGGCGCAGCAGCAGCAGCAGGCACAGGCGCAGCCAAACAUUACAGCCCCGCUCUCAAUAUUAGACAGAAUGCACCGGCGCUUGUUCGGUAGUAGCACUGAGGGCAGGCACGGCAGCAGCGGCGACGGCAGCAGCAGCGACGGAAGCAGCGGCAGCAGCGAUGCCGCAUUGGAGGCGGGUGGCGGCAGCGACCGGGUGCCGGCAGAGGAGCUGCGGGCGGAGGCGGCGGUGGCGGCCGGCAGCGGCGCAUGGGUGCGUGUACUCAGUGGCGAUCAGGAGGGGCUGUACGCCUGGGCCGGAAUCAACUACGCCGCGGGCCGGCUGCAGGCGCUGGCGGCGCAGGCGGCUGUGAGUCCCCGGCAGCGCGACGCGGCGGCCUGGCUGGGCUCCCAGGCCGCCGCCACUCUGGCCGUGUUCGAGCUGGGCGGCGCCUCCAUGCAGGUGACGCUCAUGCCCUGGGAGCCGCUGCCGGGGGGUCUCGGCCACCAGCUGGCGCUGCCGGGCGUCACUCGGCCGCUGUACACACACAGCUUCCUGGGCUACGGCCUGAAUGUGGCCUGGUUCCGUGGUGCCAUGCUGGUGGCUGACGGGGGCGCCGGCGAGGCAGCCACAGACCCGUGCCUCAACCCCGGGUACACGUCUCAGUCCAGCGGCGUCACAGGCAGCGGCAACUUCAGCGGCUGUGUGGCGCUGGCGGAGCAGCUGCUGGGCUUGGGGGUGGGGCAGGGGGCGCAGGGGGCAGGCAGCAACGGCUGCCCGCACACGCGCUGCUCCAUCGGCAGCGAGUACCUGCCGUCGCUUCUGCCGCUCUCCAACAGCAGCAGCGGCAGCAGCGGCGCAAGCAGCGGCUUCCUAAUCAUGGCCACCGAGGCGUUCCAUUAUACCAUAUCGCACCUGCGGCUGCCGCCCGCCUCCAGCCUGGACCAGCUGGCGGCGGCGGGUGCGGCCUUCUGUGCGCGGCCCUGGUCCGAGGUGGAGACGGAGCUGGUGCAGGAGCGAGGUGUGGAGGAGGACCACGCGCUCAAGCUGUGCUUUGGCGCCGCCUACAUUCACACCAUGCUGAGCAAGGGCUUCAGGCUCAGCCCUCAGGAGGCGGCACGCCUGCGCUUCUCCAACUGGGUGACACGCGCGGACGGGAGCCAGGUGGAGGUGAACUGGGUGCUGGGGGCGCUGCUGGCGGAGGUGGUGCCGGAGCAGCUGAGGCGCCUGGGGCCGAGCCCCACCGGGCAGCUGCACCCUGGGAUUCCGGGGGCAGCAGGCGCCGCAGCGGCGCAGCAGCCCAGCAUGGUCGCUGGCAGUGGCGGCGGAGGCGCGGCAGGCGGGGCCAGCCCUCGGGGGCUGGUGGCGGGCGGGCUGGUGGCGCUGGUGCUGGUGUCGGGGCUGCUCACCUGCGCCGUGGCGGCGGCGGGCGGGGAGGCGGGGAUGGCGGGGGUGGCGGGGGUGGCGGGCGGGCGUGGCGCCUCUUACCGUAGUCGCCGGGGCGGAGGGCCGGCGGCGCCUGGGGCGGGCCUGACGGCGGCCCUGGCGAGCGUGGUUGUCAAGGUGGUGGAUGCAGGCGGCGGCGGGGGAGGCGGGGGCGGCGGCGGGGCGGGCGCAGGCUGGGCCGGGAGGUUAGGGUCAAUGUGGGGAGGCGCAGUAGAUGCGGCGGCCUACGCUGCCGUCGACCCGGCGGCGGCAGUAGCAGGGGUCCAGGCCGAGGCAGUAGCAUCGGCAGGGCCGGGCUCAUCGGCAUUAGGCGCGGCAACGGCAGCGGGAGGCCCGUCGCCUUCGGCGCUGUCGUUGUUGGCGACGUUAGGGUUGGGGCCCCGCGAGGGGGGGCAUGGUGGCAGCAGUGGGGCUGCGGCUGCCAGAGCGGCGCAGCGGCGGGGAGCGAGCGCGCUGCUGCAGGCGUCCGGGCUAGGGGCAGGCGGUCUGGCGGGGUGGGCGACAGGGGAAGUGGCGGCACACUGCGGCGCGGCGGGUGGGGGCCCGGAGGGCGUGGAGGCGCUGGGUGCGGGGGCAGUGGAUGAGUCCAUGGCAGUGGCUAGCGGCAGCACGUCGGGAGUGGCGCCAGGCUCGCUAGAGCAGCGGCGAGGGACGCGCGCCGCAGUGGCCAUGCUGUAACGCGAUGUACAGUCCCCCAGUGGACUGU